AUGGGUAAAGGAUCCAGCAAACUGAAACAGGAUCAACUAAAAACACUCGCACAACAGACAUAUUUCACAGAGAAGGAAAUCAAACAAUGGUAUAAAGGCUUCGUUCGGGAUUGCCCAAAUGGAAUGCUAACUGAGGCAGGUUUUCAAAAAAUCUAUAAACAAUUCUUCCCACAAGGAGAUCCGUCCGAUUUCGCAUCGUUCGUCUUCAAGGUAUUCGACGAAAAUAAGGAUGGAGCGAUCGAGUUUCACGAAUUCAUUCGAGCGCUAUCCAUUACGUCACGAGGGAAUCUCGACGAGAAGUUACAUUGGGCAUUUAAACUGUAUGAUCUCGACAACGACGGUUUCAUCACUCGGGAUGAAAUGCUUUCUAUUGUGGACUCCAUUUACAAGAUGGUUGGCUCAAGUGUGAAGAUUCCAGAUGAGGAGAGUACUCCUGAAAAGCGGGUUGAUCGAAUAUUCAGGAUGAUGGAUAAAAAUAACGACGCACAAUUGACAUUGGAAGAAUUCAAAGAAGGAGCUAAGGCUGAUCCGUCAAUUGUGCAUGCACUUUCGUUAUAUGAAGGAUUAUCGUCGUGA
Necator americanus (New World hookworm) is the source of this 576-nucleotide messenger RNA. RefSeq lists its product as uncharacterized. The coding region runs from base 1 to 576 and encodes 191 amino acids. The transcript has 6 exons. NCBI's taxonomy places the organism in Eukaryota, Metazoa, Nematoda, Chromadorea, Rhabditida, Ancylostomatidae. The record is from RefSeq and is a predicted model, not a curated record. Gene Ontology annotation, molecular function: calcium ion binding; calcium sensitive guanylate cyclase activator activity.